Molecule: messenger RNA, 1707 nt
Organism: Erigeron canadensis
Lineage: Eukaryota; Viridiplantae; Streptophyta; Magnoliopsida; Asterales; Asteraceae
Exons: 6
Coding region: 86-1612 (508 amino acids)
Source: RefSeq, a predicted model, not a curated record
UAAUGCUCUAAAACAUGGGCUACCUCAAAAGCCCAGCAUGUGGAUAAAUAGAGUAACAUGAGGCAACCUUUAACAAUUUUCAGAAAUGAAGAGCUUAUAUGAAGAGAAGUGUAAGAACACAUUCUGGCUAAGACCAGCAUUUGGUAACAACAAUAAUCAUGCUACAUCAACCCGCGCUCGGGUGCUCAUGGUUUCGGUAUUCACUUUCCUUUUCGUAUUUGUGAUGGCUGCGUGCUGGUUAGAUUUUUCCUCGUUUGCAGGUCAAUCGAUCCUACAAUUCCAAACAACGAAAAAGGUUCAUGAAACACCUCUUGAUGACUGCCUUGCUUGGAAUCAAACUCUAACAUGCCCCAAAAAUACUUACCCAAAAACUCAUAAAAAUCUAAACCAUUCAUCAAUCACAACAUGUCCUGAUUACUUCCAUUGGAUCCAUGAAGAUCUACGGCAUUGGAGAAAGACAGGGAUCACAAGAGACAUGGUGGAUAGAGCAAAGUCGACGGCCCAUUUCAGGCUAAUAAUCCUUGAUGGAAAAGUGUAUAUAGAAAAAUUUAGAAAGUCCAUUCAGACUCGAGAUUUACUUACGCUAUGGGGGUUUCAACAAUUAUUAAGAAGGUACCCUGGCAGGGUUCCUGAUUUGGAACUUAUGUUUGAUUGUGAUGAUAGACCCGUGAUCAAUGCUAGACGCUUUCAGGGACCAAAUGGACCUCCACCGCUAUUCAGAUACUGCUCAGAUCGCGAGAGUUUGGAUAUUGUCGCACCAGAUUGGUCUUUCUGGGGAUGGCCAGAGACAAACCAAAAGGCAUGGGAAGUGACAUUGGAAGAGAUUAAACAAGGAAACAAGAAGGUGAAAUGGAUGGAUAGGGAACCUUAUGCUUAUUGGAAGGGCAACCCUACUGUUUCUCCUAUCAGAGUUGACCUCAAAAAAUGCAACGUAAACAACACUACUCAUGUUGACUGGAAUACUCGUUUAUUUUUUCAGGAUUGGGCUAAAGAAGUUACAAAUGGAUUUCAGAGUUCUAAUAUCAAAGAUCAAUGUACUUACAGGUACAAGAUAUAUGUAGAAGGAUGGGCGUGGUCAGUGAGCGAAAAAUACAUAUUGGCUUGUGAUUCACCAACAUUAUAUAUCACCCCACGUUUCUACACUUUCUUCGCUAGAGGGAUGGCGCCCCUCAAGCAUUUCUGGCCCGUUCGCGACACAGACAAAUGUAAAUCACUUAAAUUUGCGGUUGAGUGGGGGAACAAUCACACUUCCAAGGCACAAGAGAUGGGCGUGGCAUCAAGCCGGUUUAUUCAAGAGGAAGUCAAGAUGGACUACGUUUAUGACUACACGUUACAUCUAUUGAUAGAAUAUGCGAAGCUCUUGAAGUUCACACCUAGUAUGACUCCAAAUGCUGUGGAACUAUGUUCAGAGUCAAUGGCAUGCCCCGCGGAACAGAAGUUCAGGGAUUUCAUGUUGGAAUCGUUCGUGCAAGAACCUACGGAUAGAAUCCCAUGUAAUAUGCCUCCACCCUAUGAUCCUUCGACCCUUAAAGAUAUCUUAGACAAUAAAACAAGAGUUAUAAAACAAGUUGAAACAUGGGAGGACGAAUUUUGGAAGAAUCAGAACAUAUGAUCAAGUUAUCACUAAAAUGUUGUAUUGUUACUUUAAAGUGUAUCAUAUAUAUACGUAUAUAACUAUAUAAGAUCUUGAAGCCAACUUUUUAUUUU